Messenger RNA from Cephus cinctus (wheat stem sawfly), 3951 nucleotides. RefSeq lists its product as uncharacterized. NCBI's taxonomy places the organism in Eukaryota, Metazoa, Arthropoda, Insecta, Hymenoptera, Cephidae. Bases 144 to 668 code for a protein of 174 amino acids. The record is from RefSeq and is a predicted model, not a curated record. The transcript has 4 exons.
CCACCCUGUUAAAACGGAGCUCCGAGCGCGAGUAGCAAGUCACUCUUAGGAGAAUUCCGAUGUGCGAUUUCGAAAUUCUUUGAAAUCACCCCUAUCCGAGGAUCUAGUGACGUUCAUCCGACUCCCGGAUAAAAUCGUUAAGAAUGAUCACGGCGCUGCCGGUACCUUCGGUGAAGGUCUUCCACAAAACUUAUUACCAAGAGAAAGGUACGAGAAUUGGAAACAGCCAGCCGGGAAGCCCAUUGGCCGACAGCGAAGCUGUCCUCGCCUUGGACAAGGAACCACCGGAAUAUUAUUUUUGCGGCAAGGUAAACUCGCUCCACGUGGUAGUCGGGUCCCUACUCCUGGGCGCUGUGGUCCUCGUCGUGGGUCUGGUGCAGCUGGCGCCCGGAGCUGAGGCUGCCCAAAAUUCCGCAGCGCUCAUAGCCGCCGGAUGUGGACUCCUGGUGGUCGGGGUACUUCUGGCGCCACUGAGGGCGCUCUGCAUCAGGAAACAGAAGGCUGCACAAAAGGACGGUACUCAUCAGCGAAGUGUGACCAGCAUAGACAUGCUACUAGCUCAGCACAGAGACUUCACCGUCCUGACACCGGAUGAACUCGAGGAUCUGGUUGGUCGAUCCACGGCUGCCCUGGAGAGCAAGAUCCGCAAGCAAGGUCACAGCACCUAGGCCCAGCUGAGCUCGAAGGAUUCCUCCAGGAGUAGUCUACCCACGUCCCCGAAGUCGCCAUCCACCUCGUCCUCGCAACAGUCGCCCAGGGCGAGCUCGAUCCUUUACACCCAUCGAUACGACUCCAGGAAGCACAGUCUUGUCUAGCUGGUCGUUUAGGAUUUUUCAAUCUCAAAACCUGAAACAUCAAACGGACCCUGGUUGUUCUCUGGAUUUUUUUUACCCGCCCAUCAUAAGGCCCCCACCAAGGUCGCGCGGACUCUCGCCCACGGGGAUACAUCCAGGGUCCCAUCGUUACGCAAGGACACUCUUUCGGGUCACCUGCCGAAGGCUGAUUUCAUGAUCAUCUUUAUUGGAUGCAUGGUCGAACUGUAUUCGGGGAUUAAGGAUUUUCGUUUUAUCUUAUAGUGGGGUUAGCUUUUCCUAGGAUCACGGGAUUCCUACGAGUUCAUAUAUGUGACGCAAGGAUCGCGCGUGGACUUUGCGAAUUUUUCGCUGUUCCUUCGACCAAUAUGCGUUGCAGGCGUAUCCUUGCUAAUUCUUAUAUGCGUAAACUGUGUUCUGAGGGAAGACGAAGAAAGAAAAAAAAAAAAAAGUGACAAUGAAGAGCGACGCGCGGGAAGAUCGUAAAGUUGAUAAAGAAUAAUGGCGUAGAUAAAAAAAAUGAAGUUUUCACAUUUUGACAUUUUCCGAGGAAUUUCUCAAAAAUCAACUUUCGCUAUCGACACACGUGUACCCAGUAAACACAUAAUACGUUGCGUGUAAUAGUUAUAUCCUGAUACGUGUAUGACGUAAUGUCAGAGUAAAAGUUUGAAAAAUGGUUUUUUAAUAUAUUUAUUACAUUUACGUAUUUUGUGUCUUCUGGGUAUAUACGACAUAUAUGCAUCUAUAUAUAUACAUAUACAUAGUGAUAUCAAUACGCAUACCAUACAUGAGACGUAAUAUGGUCAUGGCGACGAUAUUUGAGAUAUUUCGAAUGAGAUAGGAGAGAAUUAGAAAAAAAAACGAUAAAAAUAAAAAAGUGUCGGGCUCGUAAAAAAAAAAUGAUUAAAAACGUGAAAAAUUUAGCUGCCAAAAAAGCCCAACGGGAUUUCGCGUGUGCGAUGUAAUUCGCGCAAAUCGCAUAUACGCGAGAAUAAUAAUAAUAAUAACCGACGUCGUUGCAUCCUAGCGCGGCCGAGAAACAUUAUGAAAGUAUUAUUAACGGAGGGUCGAGAAAUUGUUAUUAAAAGAAGAAAAUCAUUCCAAUCCAUAGGUUCUCCCAAUUAUACAUACAAUUUACGCACGUGCGUGUCCACGAUACUUAAAAUACGGAGCCACCCGACAGACACGCCUGAAUUAUUAUUGUUAAUGCGAAAAGGACAAAAUUGACUCCGUAUAAAAAAUUGUGUGUUCUUCGAUCGUAAGACGCGACGAUAUACGCGAUCCACGCACCUACCAUCUUUGCUUUGCUCAAGUAACAAUAUGAUUUUUUUUUUAAGAAAACGAAAAAAAAUAAAUAAAAAGCUUAGGGAACGUAGACAGGGCUUAACGGUAUGAAGGGUUCGGUAAAGUGAUAAAAAUUACUUUUUUUUUUUUCUUUUUUUUUUGGAAACUCUCCGACAGACAAUUAACACAGAUGACAACAACGUAGAUUUUUUUUAAGAAUAAUAAAAAAAAUAAGAUAGAAAAUAAAGAUUUAUCGGAAGAAACAUACGUCGCGCUAUAAUAGGUUGGUGUCGGUGUAAAUGAUAGUAGUGAUAAGAAUAACAAUAAUGCUACCAAGAAUGAUAAAAAAAAAUCCAAGCAUAGAAACAUACAAAAUCGCAUCGGCUUUUCAGCCGCUGCUUCACGUAAUGAAAUAUAAACGAAGGAAAACGAGUAAAAGAUUAAUGUCUUAUUACGUACACAGUAGCCAUAUAAUUCAUAGCAUUUAGGGAAUCGCGUAGAUUCUUGCGUGGAUCGCGAGAGUAAAUUUAGAAGAAGAAAAAAGAUUAAAUGAGGGAAAAUGCAAACCUGACAAUGUCUAUGGACAAGGUAUUGGUUACGCAGUUUAUGAAGUUUAACGUGUUUUUUCGUAAUUGGUCACCUUGUAUAUUGCAUACAGCCCCAUCUCUGAUCCUGUGGUUCUAUGACGUGUGCUAUAUGGCAUUUUAGAGUCGACUAUGGUCUCUGCAUAUCAAUCGACUCUAAGUGAGUGAAAUGUCCGAGAUUGGUUGUAAAUGAAAAAAAAAAUUUUUUAAUUCCUAAAAAAAUUGUUAAAUCUCAUCACGUCUAUGAAGAGUGAUUGGUCUCGAGUGUUUUCGAAAAAAGUGACUCUAGUACUAUCUUGUCAUUUGGCUUCGAUCGGAUCGAAAUAUAUUUUUUUUAAUUGUAAAAAAAAAAUAGACAAAAAUUCAGAUACUCGAAAAUUCCAUUCGCACACGAUUCUUGUCAGGUCAUUAUCGUGAAUUCAGUAUAUCGGAAAGUGACGUUGAUCGACCAGAGAUAAAUAUUCAAAAAUAUUCACGUAAUAGGAUAAAAGGAUAAAACAUAAGUCAAAUUUGAUUUAUUUAGUAAAAAGCUCUAUUUAGCAUGUAAGCACUGUAAAUAGUGUAUGCCCGAUUGAGCACUGAUGAAUUCGACGUGGCUUUAAGUAAAUGAGUGAAAUUAAAGCGGAGGAAAAUGGAAAAAGAAAAUAGAGGAAACUGGAUAAGGGUCAGAAGGUGGGGGGGGGGACUGAUUGGAGGGAGAAAAAAGCAAAAAUUAUGAAAACAAAGAGAACAUAAAAGUGAGUAAGUAAAUAAAAUAAUGUAAUAUUAAGCUAUUCAACGCGCACACGUAACUUCUAAGAAUGGAAUUCGCGUUGCGAUUAUUAAUUUUUGACUUUUAAAAUUUUUUCAAAAAAAAUUUGUAUCCUGGUUUUUUCCCUCUUUUUUUUCAACUCGAAAUCGAUCCUUAUUAUUUUUUAUUUCUCUAUCUCUCCUUGUCCCAUAGCACUAAUAAAAUCGAAAAUCACGACGCGAAUUCGUGACCUGUAAAUAUUUAACAUUUGAGAAUUUCUACGACGAAAUACGGAUUAUAUGUAUAACUAACGCGCGUUAAGGUCAGGGGAAGGAAAAUGGGUACUACGUCACUGGCCCGUAAGAAAAUUAUGUAUAACAUAUGAAUACUGUAUGACAACGGAAAGCAUACGUGAAUCUGUAAAAAGUAGCGAGGGGUUAUAUUCUUGUUUAUCUUUUCUUUCGGAUAGAACAUAUAUUCGCUUGGGUGAAGCAUUGUGAUGAUAAACGAUAAAUUUUACGGUAAACGAAGAAAUAUAGGG